Messenger RNA from Cydia amplana, 4315 nucleotides. RefSeq lists its product as uncharacterized. The transcript has a single exon. Bases 117 to 4310 code for a protein of 1397 amino acids. Gene Ontology annotation, molecular function: zinc ion binding; nucleic acid binding. Lineage: Eukaryota; Metazoa; Arthropoda; Insecta; Lepidoptera; Tortricidae. The record is from RefSeq and is a predicted model, not a curated record. Gene Ontology annotation, biological process: DNA integration.
ACUUUGCAUAAAUAAAGGUAGUGUAAUAUCAGCCGCCGUUAGUUUCACUCGUCCCCUGUCACAUACCGAACAGUGGCGACGAAUCUACCCGCGUUUAUAAAAAAGUGAAAAGUAUAAUGUCUCAUUUUGGAAUUUUAACAAGUUUUGAUCAUAAUACGGGAACGUGGCAGGUGUAUAAAAAUCGGUUGUCGCAAUGGUUCAUCGCGAACGAUAUAACCAAAGACAGCGACACGACAGGAGCGAAGCGGCGCGCGAUUUUGUUGAGUGCACUCGGCGAGGCUACCUACAAGUUAGCGGCAGAUUUAGCCUUGCCUAAAUUAUUACAUGAUUUGCCGUAUGAAGAUAUUCACAAAAUUUUGGAUGCACACUUUUCUCCAAAACGCUGUGUUUUUGGUGAAAGAUUUAAAUUUUAUUCAGCUGUGCAAAAGGAGGGUGAAAGUUACACGGAAUGGGCUGCAAGACUGCGUGGACUGACGGAGCAUUGCAGCUUUUCAAAUCUCGAGGAAGCAUUAAGGGACCGUUUUAUAAUGGGAAUGCUAUCCGGGAAGGAGCGCGAGAAGCUGUUUGCCUUAGAACCUGGCAAAGUGACCUUGGCGAAAGCGGUGGAGUUGGCGGAGAGCGUGCGCAACGCACGCGCAGGAGCUGCCCCGGCCCAGGCCUCGUCGUCACCUGAUCAACUGUUCAAGAUCGCUACAAAACCUAGUGUUAGUGCUAAUGCUAAAGUGAAGUGCGCGGUAUGUGGUUUUAAAAAUCACACCACAGAGCAGUGUCGGUUCGCUAACUACACUUGCAGGAAGUGUAACAAAAAGGGUCAUCUGAAUAGGAUGUGCAAAAAAAUUAAUUAUGUGGAAAACGAGAGUGUCGGUGAGAACGGCGAUGACGGUGAGUUACUUAAUAUUCGUACUGUUAAUGGGGAACCAAUGACAGAAAUAAUUGACGUCAACGGGGUAAGAAUGAAGUUUCAGUAUGACUGCGGGUCAGCGGUUACCGCAAUUUCGGAACAGGUGUAUUUACAAUAUUUCGAACACGUGCCGUUAUCCCAACCCAAUAAGCGGUUACAUACUUAUAUAGGCGGUAAUAUUUGUUGCGUAGGCAUCGCCCCGUUAGUUUUUUCUUUUUGGGGUAAACCUCAUACGUUUGACGUUCAUGUCAUUCGUAAUGGUGGGCCACCAAUUUUAGGUAGGGACUUUAUGGCUCACUACGGUUUAGGAAUUACCACACCCGUUCAUUUUUGCGAAUCGUCAAAUAACUUUUUAGAUAUAUUACAAAAACAAUAUCCCGCUGUUUUCUCUGACGAACUAGGCACUUUUAAUAAAUAUAAAAUAAAAUUAUUUUUAAAAAGUGACUCGAAGCCCAUAUUUUUUAAAGCGCGCCCAAUGGCCUUCGCAUUGCGCCAAAAAGUUGAAAACGAAUUAGAGCGAUUAGUACGAGUAGGUAUACUAAAACCGGUCGAGUACUCGGAGUACGCGUCGCCGGUAGUGCCGGUAUUAAAACGCGAUGGGUCUUUACGGCUUUGCGCAGAUUAUUCUGUCUCAAUUAAUAAACAGCUGUUAGUUGAACAGUACCCGUUACCCACUGCACAAGAGUUAUUUACCAAAUUGCAUGGCGGACAGCAAUUUAGUAAACUAGAUCUCUCACAAGCGUACGCGCAGUGCGUUCUUGAUGAUGAAUCUCAAAAACUCACUUGUAUCAACACGCAUAAAGGGCUAUUUCUAUAUACCAGAUUAGUAUAUGGCUUAGCAAGCGCGCCGGCUAUUUUCCAGCGCGUUAUGGAGUGCGUGCUGGCAGGUAUGGACGGAGUUUUAUGUAUGUUAGACGACGUGUUGGUGACAGGAGCUAACAGGGAGGAGCAUUUAACGAGGUUGCGGGCAGUACUUCAAAGACUGCAGGAUGCCGGUCUAACCUUACAAAAAGCUAAGUGUGACUUUUUCAAGGACGAGUUAGAGUAUUUAGGAUACACUAUAAACAAACACGGCUUGAAAAAGUCACCCAAAAAAGUUGAUGCUAUUGUAAAUGCGCCUACCCCGACUAAUGUUGCAAGCUUACAGUCAUUUCUGGGCUUAGUAAACUACUAUAGAAAUUUCGUACCUAGUGCAUCGUCACUACUUAGUCCGUUAUACCAAUUGUUACAGAAGGGGAGUAAAUGGGUUUGGAAUACUGAACAUAACGACGCCUUUAUGGCCAUAAAAAAACAUUUGAGUUCAGAUCAGCUGUUGGCCCACUAUAAUCCAAACGCGACCAUAAUUUUGACCACGGAUGCAUCCCCUUACGGCCUUGGGGCUAUUUUAUCACUUAUUGAUGAUGACGGCGUCGAACGUCCUGUGUCUUAUGCUUCUCGAACGCUAAAUGCCGCCGAGAAACGUUAUUCCCAACUACAGAAAGAGGCCACGUCAAUAAUUUUCGGAGUCCGUCGUUUUCAUCAAUAUUUGUAUGGUAGGACGAUUCCUUUUGUUUUGCGCACUGAUCAUAAGCCCCUAAUAUCAAUAUUCGGUCCAUACAAAGGAAUUCCAGAGGUGUCAGCAAACAGAUUACAACGCUACGCUAUGUUUCUAUGUGCAUAUAAUUACACAAUAGAAUACAUACGUAGUGCUGAUAACAGCGCUGACUACCUCUCCCGCGCAACCCUGCCCGGUGACUCAUGCACCGGCUCGCAGUCGGGCCACGAAACCAGCGCAGGGGCAGAGUUUAUUGACGAUCGGGCUUCAUAUAUUAACUUUGUCGUUGAUGAUACAUUGCCGAUCACAUUCAACACUUUGCGUGAGGAAUGUAUUAGGGACUUAACUUUAAGGCAAGUGAUAAAAUAUGUUCAAGACGGGUGGCCUAGGAAAAUAUCUGAUUCAGAUAUACGGCCUUAUUUUUUAUGUAGGAACCAACUUUCAGUUGAGAACGGUUGUCUUAUGCGAGGCCAUAAAAUAGUGAUACCGUCAAGAUUGCAGACAAAAAUAUUAGCUGAACUUCAUAAAUCACAUUUAGGUAUAGUCAAGUGCAAAGCGGAAGCACGGAGUAGGUUAUGGUUCCCGGGCAUAGAUAAGGCAAUUGAAAGUACUAUUGGAAGUUGCCUUGUAUGUUCGCAACUCCGGCCAACACCUCCCCGUGCGCCAUUGGCUGUAUGGCCCUACCCUCAGCAGGUUUUCUACAGAAUACACACAGAUAUACUCGGACCGGUAAAUAAUAAGUCGUACUUAGUUGUCGUAGACGCCUAUUCUAAAUGGGUAGAAGUAUAUUUAUUGAACAAUACAACUUCGAAUGCAAUUAUAGCUAAAUUAUAUGACUUCAUGUCAAGAUUUGGUCUUAUGCAUACUCUGGUUAGUGAUAAUGGCACUUGUUUCUCGUCAAAUGAGUUUGCGCAUUUUUGUGCGGUAAAUGGGAUUUCCCAUAUAACUUCUCCCGCUUAUAACCCGGCCAGUAAUGGACAGGCGGAAAGCUUCGUAAAGGUGGUAAAAAAAGGUAUACGAGCAUGUUUACUGAGUAGUAGUGCAAAGGAAGUCGAUCAAAAUUUAUUAAAAUACCUAUUCGACUAUAGAAACUCAGUUCACACCACUACGGGCGUUUCGCCUGCCCAGCUGGUAUUCGGGCGGAAACUUCGUUCGCGCCUGGAUUUAAUUAUACCUAAUGUACCUGCCGCCGCGCCGCCCUCACCUGACACUCUCGCUGACGUUGUAAAUUAUAAACAGUGUUUGCAGACUAAAGCAUAUGGUGGCACCAAUAAGCAAUGUUUCAAGCCGGGUGAUAAAGUUAUGUUUAAAAAGUAUUUAAGUAACAGUAAAUUUACAUGGAAUAGGGGUGUAGUAAUUAAGAGAUUGGGUAAAACUGUAUACAUUGUGCAAGACAGUGUAACUGCAUUGCAAUUAAAAAAACAUAAAAAUCAAUUGGUAGCUUUUACAGGGACAGUGACAAACAACAAACAAAGUGGCACUAUAGACAGAGACACGACUACUAUUGAAUCGACAUCGGGUGACGACAUUGACCUUUCUCUGUCUGAGCUAUGCAGAGAGGAACCUGAGAUGACUCGUCCAGAGACAGCAGAGCCACCACAGUCCCCCACUGUGGAGGGGAGCGGAACCACGCCGACAUCUACUGCGACGACGCCACCAGACCUGCAGACAGGCGAGGCCGCGCCGCCGACCGCGUCAGCUGAUGACGGGGAUCACGACGAGUUUUUUGAAGCACGAGAACAGAGCCACGGCACAGAAGGUGCACAAGAUGCAGAGGCUCAACUCGAAGCCGUAAGUCCAAGUAGAACGGCUGGACAAAUGUCGUUGCGUCCUGUCCCUAGGGUCGAUUAUAAACCGUUUUUUUGUAUUAUGUAAUUUAG